UCGGCUAGGACGUCUGGGUCUGCCCCCCAGAGCGGGGGCCGGUCUGUAGCACCCUCCCCAGCCGGUCCUCGCUGCACCCUGAGCGCACCCAGCCGGCUCCCUGCCCCUGCACUCACAUCCGGGGUUGGGUUUGCUGCUAACGCGAAACGUAAAUUAACCCGGAAAAAACGAGGCGCCGGAGCCACACGCCCCCAGCUCCCGAUGUGACCGAGGCGCCGGAGCAGCGCCCGGCUGGCCAUGCCCCGGGGCAGCCCGCAGACGCCGCUGGGGUGAUGCUACAAGAAGCCCGGGAUGCCUUAUGUGGAUCGACAGAAUCGUAUCUGUGGGUUUCUAGACAUCGAAGAAAAUGAGACCUGCGGCAAGUUUCUGCGAAGAUAUUUCAUCUUGGACACCCAGGCCAACUGUCUUCUGUGGUAUAUGGAUAACCCCCAGAAUCUGGCUCUCGGGUCAGGAGCUGUCGGAUCUUUGCAGCUGACCUAUAUAUCCAAGGUCAGCGUCGCCACCCCGAAACAAAAACCGAAAGUCCCGUUCUGCUUUGUUAUCAAUGCUUUAUCUCAGCGCUAUUUCUUACAAGCCAGUGAUCAAAAGGACCUACAGGACUGGGUGGAGGCUCUGAACCGUGCCAGCAAGAUUACGGUGCCAAAGAGUGGUAGUUUGCCCCCAGCCACAGAGAUUACAAAGCCCCCCAUUGCACCCCAAACCCAGGAGAAGAAACCACAAGUGGCCUACAAAACUGAGAUCAUUGGAGGGGUGGUUGUGCACACACCUAUCUCUGUCAAUCAGAAUGGAGGGGAAGGAGCAGACGGAGGCGAUGUGGCCACUCACCCUCUUCUGAGACGCUCCCAGAGCUACAUACCCACCUCUGCCUCCAAGCCGUCCACAGGGCCACCUGUCCUCAAGAGCGGCUACUGCGUGAAGCAGGGGAAUGUGAGGAAGAGCUGGAAACGCCGGUACUUUGCUCUUGACGACUUUACCAUCAGUUAUUUCAAGUGCGAGCAGGACAAGGAGCCCUUGCGUUCGAUCCUCCUGAAGGACGUCCUCAAGACCCACGAAUGUCUAGUCAAAUCUGGUGACCUUCUCAUGCGGGACAAUCUGUUUGAAAUCAUAACGAGCUCCAGGACAUUCUACAUCCAGGCAGACAGCCCUGAGGAUAUGCACAGCUGGAUCAAAGCAAUCACAGAGGCGAUGCAGGCCCUGAAAAGCCGCCCAAGGGAAAUGUCCUUUGCAAGAUCCAUUUCUUCUAUGAGCAGGCCUGGGUGCUCCAAUCUUUCAAGCUCCUUGAUCCCCUCCUUGCCCCGAAUGAGACAGCCCGGGGACGAGAGGAAAGCACUCUGCAAAACCCCUUCCACCCCAUCCUGGCAGCCUUGGACACCAGUGCCGCAGCCAGGAGGGAAACAGCCCAUGAUAGAGGAGAUGACUGGGCAUAUGAGAGACUCAGUGUUUGUGCCCUCAUUCACAGAGUGUGAUACUGGAGCCAUGCAGCAGAGGCGUGUACGGCACAGAUCUGAACCCCAGCACAUUAAAGAGAAGCCAUUUGCGUUUAACCUGGAUGAUGAGAACAUCCGGACCUCUGAUGUGUAACCAAACCCAGGCUCUUUUCGCCUUCAGUUGUGUUUUUUUUAACUGAUGAACUCUGUUGAUAGCAGUUUAAUGCAAAGGUACCUUGAUUCUACCCCAGACACAUGCAGUGGUAUCAGCUAGCCCGAGCCAGCAUAGCGCGCCACUUGUGUAAUAACUAUUGCAAUGUGAUGUACUCUGUCUGCUGAAACAGAGCAGAUUUUGGACUGAAAGAGCUGGUCUCCUCAGUACAAGUGUGGAUAAGUGUGCUAAGUGCAUUGGGCCAGAUUAAUCUCUGGUGAAACUCCAUUUAAUUACCCGGGAUGAAUUUGUCCUGUUUUUGCCAACUCUCACCAGUGACAUGAGCUUUAGGUAGAACCACUUCCCUUGAUAGUGUUGCUUUCCCAGAAAAGGAAGUGGAGGUCACAUAUUUCUAACAGUUCCCCUCUCCCCACCCCCCACCAAAAGCCCACCUUUAACAGCCCAGUUUCUUUCUGUACCACCAGGCUGCCAGUGGUGAGCAUGAGAACUGAAGCAGCACUGGAGGAAGGCAAUGAGAACUGUCAGUAGCCAAGGCAGCCCUUUGUUUUAUUAGGAGGACACCACUGUGACUUGGUGAUCUUAAACCCAUUUUGUGCUCACUUUGUGCAGGCAUAAAUGACGACCGCACAGGGUGUAAGUUGGGAAGCAUCAGACCCCGGUGUCUAACCUGACAAAACAGCACUACCUUUAGCAAAUACCGUGGUUCUGAAUUCUUGGGAAUCAUGCAGGAUAUGUAGGACAAGAUAUUGUCAAAGGCACAGAGGGCAGUUAGGUGCCCAGUUCUCAUUGACUUUCAGUAGGAGAUGGGUACUUAACUCCCCCAUACAGGCCAAAAAGGAAUGAGUGAGUCACACUAGGAAAUCUGCUGUGUUUAUAAAAAGAAAGAACACUGCAACUUUAAAACUGGUUUUCUAGGAGACCAGCUCUUCACAGUGGCGAACUAACAAUGUAUUAACAAAUCUAUUUUCUUUGUAGUAACUCCUUUUCUAUCCACAGCCUUUACAUGAUGUCAGACUCUGGAAAAAGCUCCUUGUUCAGACCUAUGUAACACUUCAUGCAUUGAUGAUAACAAACAUGUUUCUUGGUAUAUUUAUAUUUUUUUUAAAUGUGAGUCAAGGAUAACACCACUUCUUUGCAGACUAGGUGUAACUGAAUAUCUGUGGCAAGAAUAUUCUCAGGUAUGUAUCCAAUCUUGCAUUGCAUACACUUGGGCACAAAGAUUUAAUUAAAAUGCCUGAAUCUUGAAGUAUUAAAUAAUAUGUAGUGAAAGCAGAAUAUUUACAAUGAAAUUGGGAUGAUUUGGCCAUCCAACCAGCAUGCACUCUCGACCUUUACAUGUAAAUAAGCAGAACUCUUUUUUUUUUUAAGCAAUGCAAACGUGGCAUUAACCCAUAACAAAACAAGCUGAUGCACAAAGGGUAUAAAACAAUUUACAGCAGAGA
Messenger RNA from Chrysemys picta bellii (western painted turtle), 3041 nucleotides. It is a transcript of the gene PLEKHA2, whose product is annotated as pleckstrin homology domain containing A2. Lineage: Eukaryota; Metazoa; Chordata; Testudines; Emydidae. The record is from RefSeq and is a predicted model, not a curated record.